UACGCGACAUGGCAGCACCGCUCACUCCCCAACUCGAACAACCGCCCGCAGUCACCGGUGCAUCCUCUGGCUUCGGCCUCGAAGUCACCAAGGCAGCCCUCGGGCGCGGCGACCGCGUCUUCGCGACGCUCCGUAACAUCUCAGCUCUCGCGGAGCUCCAAGCGCGCUACCCGUCCACCCAGCUCCAGCUCCACACCCUCGAUGUCACGUACGAGUCCGCGAUCGGACCCGCGUUUGACGCGGCGAGAAGCAAGUUCGGGCGCGUCGAUGUCGUGCUGAACAAUGCUGGGGUGUGCGUCGUGUCCGAGGCGGAGGGCAUAUCGGAGGCGAUGGCGAGGAAGUAGUUCGAGGUCGUAUUCUGGGGCGCGUCGUACGUCACACGAGAGGCGGUGCGAACGUUCAGGGAGCAGAUUCCACCCGGGGGGAAGCUGGGUGACGUCGAGGACGAGCAUCGAGGCAACGGCGGGGGUUGCGCAUUAUGCUGCUGCGUGCGUCGAGACUUCGAUAUUGUAUUUGAGGGAUGGGGUUCACUGAAACACUGGCGGCUGACCUGUGUAAAGGAAAUCAACCCUUGAGGCACUAACAGAGGGGUACACACAGGAAGUGGACAAGGCAUGGAACAUAUGGUUCACAAUCAUCGAACCGGCCCUCUUCAAGACUGGAGCUCCCGGCACAAACAUCCUCGAG
Coniophora puteana RWD-64-598 SS2 is the source of this 687-nucleotide messenger RNA. RefSeq names its product NAD(P)-binding protein. The transcript is spliced from 4 exons. The record is from RefSeq and is a predicted model, not a curated record. Bases 9 to 344 code for a protein of 111 amino acids. Lineage: Eukaryota; Fungi; Basidiomycota; Agaricomycetes; Boletales; Coniophoraceae.